UAUGAACACAUCUGAGCACGGAAGUGCACGUCCAAUACAUCAAGCUCAUGAAUAUGAUACCGAAAGUAACUUUAAUUUGCUAAAACCCUGCUCAAGUUCGCAGACAAUCAGGCUUAGCAACACGUCAAAAUGGCAAAUCUAAAAGAUGACAUAAUCAAACUCUGCUGUGAAAUCUCCACAAAUAAGAGGAUAAAAGCAGCAUUUAAAAACUCAGCGAAAGGAGCCGUAGUUACAGGAGGAACUGCUUUUGUUGGAGGGCUGCUCGGUGGUCCUGCCGGUAUAGCUGUUGGUGCUGUUGUGGGAGGUGCGCUGGGCGGAUGGAUGACCAGCGGCCAAUUCAAACCUCUUCCUGAGAUCCUCAUGGAACUGAGUCAUACACAGCAAGAGAAACUGUACUCCGAUGUCAUGGCCAUAGUGGGUACACUGAAAUGGACUGAGGUUGCGCAGCUGAUUGCUCAAGUUAAUGGGAAUGCCUCUCUACAUGAGCAGGUGCUGGGUGCUGUACUUAAUUUUACUAAAAACCAACUCAAAGCUGAUGUGCGGUAUGAAGACUGACCGGAGGGUGAAUGUCACUGGUUCAGUUUUGGUGAUUUGUUACAGAAGUUGCUACUAGUUUGCAUUAUUCUUGAAAAGGCUGAUGAUGCACAGGGCAACGUUUUUUUAGCAAUGCUGUUUGGGUACUUUCCCAUUGAGGAUGGGUAACACAUUUCUGGAUACUUUAGAUCGGUCGUGGGCCCUGUGUCUCACCUGGUUGGCCGUUGACCGCAACAUUGCAUUGCCCAAAGUUGCCCAGCAACAUUGCUCAAAAAGUUGCCCCGUGUAUAAUCACCCUUUCUGUCAUACGUGAAUAUUUUAAUAAAACACUAUUAUGAUGAGAUGUAAGAUGUAACUACGCUAAAUUGGAACUUGUAAAAAAUAUUUAGGCCAGACAUUUUACAUAUCAGAAAAAUAGACAUGAUCAUGCAUGAUCCUUUUAAUUUGCCAAUGCAAAUUAUGCAAUGCCUGUUGACAUGAAUGCAUAAAAAUACAUAAUGGUGAUGUGUAAA
This is a messenger RNA of Sinocyclocheilus grahami, 1046 nucleotides long. Its product is annotated as protein C19orf12 homolog. NCBI's taxonomy places the organism in Eukaryota, Metazoa, Chordata, Actinopteri, Cypriniformes, Cyprinidae. The record is from RefSeq and is a predicted model, not a curated record. Bases 130 to 555 code for a protein of 141 amino acids. The transcript is spliced from 3 exons.